GGUCCAAAUGAGGGUUUUAUGCCUGGGUACGUGUUUCAUACAAGGAGUGCGGUUUAAAAGUAGGGCUUCAAGCCAAGGGUUGGGUUUAACUUUUGUACUUCAAGCCAAGGUUAAGAAUUAAAAGUAGGGUUUCAAAUUAGGGCUUCAAGCCAAGGGUUUGGGUUUCAGUUUACGGUCUCAAGCCAUGAUUUACAAAAGUCUGGGCUUUGGUUUUCUAACUAGGGUUAGUGUUUCAAGUCAGGGAAGGCAUAUUGUUUCAAAUGAGAGUUUGAGUGUCAAAUGAGUGUUUCCUGGCAAGGUUCGGCGUUAAAAGUAGGGUUUGAAGACGGAGCUUGUCAUUUCUUGUGUUUGUUUGUGGCUGUCAUGCGUGCUGCAGUACCAGGUGCAGCCUCCGAAGGGGAGGGGGCGCACAAGCGAGAGAAAUGGGAGGUGGUCUGUCGUCUUGUGGAUGUGUGGACGCUGUCGUGCGUGGGCGAAGCCUUCAUGAGAAGCAUCCCCCUCCCACCGAGAGCAGACGCUUGUCCGUGCCCGCCUGUGUCGCAUCUCCGCCGGCAGGGGAGACGCACGCCUCCUCGCUCGCUCGGUCGGUCGGUCGGUCGGUAGGUCCGCCCGCUCAAAAACCGUUUUGACCGCACACACGUGGACCUCAUUUAAGACGAGAGGAGGGGGAACAAAGUCGAGGAAGCCACGGAGCAGCAAACUUUGAAGAACACUAUGUUGUGACAUGUGGAGGUCGUGUGUCCAUUUUGGAGACAUCCUUCCUUCCCGUCAUGUGUGAAGGGGAUCGGACAUGCAGCUCCACGUCUGCUUGUUGCUCGUCCUCGUCGUCACAUCAUCAGUUCAGGGAGAGCCACGGAAUUCCACAGAGGAGCAUGCCAUCCCCGUCCCGCAUUCCGACAGAGACUUCGCCAGUCCAUCACCGGUCGCGUCCGACUACACAAGCACACAAGAACCCUACGGAGGGUCUGAGUCUGGUCCCGCCACGCCCUCCAUUGCGUCCGGGAGCCCUGAUAGCGGAGCUCUACGGCUUCCUGAGGAAGCGGGGAACAAUGGAGGGGAAACAUCUGUUACCGGCCUUCCGGUGACAGUGGUGCUGCCCCGAAACACCCAAACAAAUCCGGGCACACCAGAAGGGACACGUGGGUAUCACACCUCCAGGCAGUCCGCUUUUCCGCCUGUGACGUCCUCCCCGGCCAGUUGGACACUUCUUGCGACUCCUGCUGGUGCCACAGGAACAGUUCAUCACCAAACCCUCCGUCGGACCUCCUCAAGUGGGAUGGGAGUUUUCGAAAAACUCACUUCAGGUCCGGUUUGGGGGUCCAUGUGGUCACAAACGGACUCUUCGCAAAGUACACAAAGAACCACACGCCUGCCGGAUGCCACGCAGGGGAUGUCAAGGAUCUUUGGUUCUCUGUGGACCACCAGAGAUGCCAUCAUGGUGUCUGGAAGGAUCCAGAACUCGUCGGGGUCCGAGGAUGGGAGGGGAACGCCUAGACUUACGUCCAGCAUGAGCAUAAUGAAGUUAGGGGUAUCUGAAGAUGGGAUGGGAACACCCGGAUACAUGCCCCAGAUAGGCGUCUUGAGUGGCUCCCGGGUAGGAACCGGAACGCCGAGACACUCUCCCCACGUGAGCACCGUGUUGGCAUCCGGAGGGGUUCCGAACUCGUCUGCCUCUGAAGACUAUAUGGGAACGCCCCGAUACACGCCCCAGGUUGGGGUCCUAAACUUGGGGUUCUCAGAAGAUGGGGGGGUAACCCCUGGACACUCAACCCAGGUGAGCACUGUGAUGGCGUCCGACAGGUUCCUGAGGUUAGGGGACUCCCAGGAUGGGACGGAAACAGCACGACAUACACCUCAGGGUGGACUCUUAAGCUUGGGGGGCUCUGAGGACAGAACGGGAACGCCACAUGUGAGCACUGUGUUGGUGUCUGGUUCUGAGGAUGGUAUGGAAACACCCCAAUACACGCCCCAGGUGGGGCUCCUGAACAUAGGGGUUUCCCAUGAAGGCGCAGCAACGCCAGGGCACUCGCCCCACGCGAGCACCAUUUUGGAAUCCAGAGAGGUACAGAAAUUGUCUGGCGCAGAGGAUGGGAUGAGAACAGCUGGGAACACGCCCCAGGCGGGGGUCUUAAGCUUGGGGGGAUCCAAGGAUGGGAUAGAAACACCCGGAAACCCAUUCCACGCGAGCACUGUGUCAGUGUCCAGAGAGGUUCUGAGCUUUGGGGGCUCCAAGGACGGUACAGGAACGUCUGGACACUUGCCCCACGCGAGCACUGUGACAGUAUCCAGAGGGGUUCUGGGUUUUGGGGGUUCCCUAAACACGGACGAUGCCCGCCACACAACACCCACACCAACAGCCCUAAAGAACUUGCCUUCCGUUUCCCCUUCCAUCCUGGAAGUUCUGGCCCAGGGCUACAAAACCACUGCACCACCCUUGAUCAGACAAGGAACUCCGAAGACUGAGGAGAAAGGGACCGGGGACGGCAACACCGCAACAACCCAGCAUCUGAUGCCGCAAACCCAAUCCGCUUCGACUUCUUCGAGUGGUGCGACCACCCGCCUACCCAAAGUCUAUGUGGUGCCGGACCAGGCUGUCGCUUUCAGAGUGGAGUCCAUCGAGCUGUUGCUGCAGAUAGUUGUGGUUGAGUCCAGCUCAGCUUCAGGUCCCGACCUCGAGGAGGACACCAUCGCCUGGGCGGAGCCUUACCUGCAAAGGGCGCCAGGGUUCAGCAGGAUGUCGGGUGUGUGGGGCAGCGGUCGCGCCGUGCAGAUCCUACUGGAGUUCGACAGCGUGGGCGCUCUGCGCUGGCUCUCCGCCUCUGGAGCCUCGACACUGCUACGCCGGACGGGACUGGACGGGGCCGCACGCUUCAGAGGGUCAAAGGUCGUCAACAUCACGCUGGGGGGCGUGCAAGCGGACGUAUGCGAUUGGUUGCUGGCGUGUCCGGGAGGCUUCCGUUGUGUUUCUCGGCCCAACAACUACAGCUGCUCCUCCGCGUGUCAUUUUGACUUCUGCCGCCAUCACGGCGUCUGCACGCACCACCCGGAACAACUUCCUGUUUGUCGCUGCCUGGCGGGCGACCACUUCUGGUUCAUGGGAUCGAGGUGCGACGUACGUAUGACGCGCGCCCGUCUGGUGUGCACGUGCGUUUCCAUCCUGGCGCUGGCCGUGGCCCUGAUUGGCUCGCUGGCCUUCGUCGCCGUCAGACGCUACCGAGCCGCUCUGAUCCGGGCCAAGGUGGAACAGACCCGGAGCAGCUACCGGCGGUUCAACCAUUUCGAUGAGCUGUCGUCUCGCUUCUGGCUGCGCUCGGCUUCUGCGGGUUCCGCCGACUCCGUGGACAAUCCGGCGUUCACGCGCUCCGACGAGCUGUUGCACAUGCGAGCUCUGGACCGCCCCUGCUGCUACCACGAUGACACCCUGUCGCUUGCCUCCGCCUCCGCCUCCUCCGCCUGCACCGGCCGUGUCGUGCGCCUCAACACCAUCUACCCCGACGGCUCCCAGUACGGUUGGCGCGGCAGCGAGCUGAGCGUGGGCGAUGGGGUGCUGGACUCGGGCAAGGCCAGCGACCUGUCUGUGUGCAGCUGGCCCGUGGAGCCCAUCCAUUGGACGCCCUUCCCGCUUCUGCGGCAGCUGGCCGCCACCCACACCGCACACGCUGUUCGGGUGUCAAGGCCACGCUCGUACUGCGAAGGCAUGGAGCUGGUGGACAUGAACCGCAGCUGGACCACAUGACUCAGAUAUUCGGCGGCCAUUAAACACUCUUAAUGUGUUGUGUGAAUAUAUAUGUAUGUAUGUGACAGAUAAUUCAAUAAAUACUGUAUGUCUAUGUCA
Molecule: messenger RNA, 3835 nt
Organism: Phyllopteryx taeniolatus (common seadragon)
Lineage: Eukaryota; Metazoa; Chordata; Actinopteri; Syngnathiformes; Syngnathidae
Product: mucin-2
Exons: 10
Coding region: 791-3736 (981 amino acids)
Source: RefSeq, a predicted model, not a curated record